This is a messenger RNA of Pyrus x bretschneideri (Chinese white pear), 2217 nucleotides long. Its product is annotated as inactive receptor-like serine/threonine-protein kinase At2g40270. Gene Ontology annotation, molecular function: protein kinase activity; ATP binding; protein binding. The coding region runs from base 21 to 1979 and encodes 652 amino acids. The transcript has 9 exons. Gene Ontology annotation, biological process: protein phosphorylation. NCBI's taxonomy places the organism in Eukaryota, Viridiplantae, Streptophyta, Magnoliopsida, Rosales, Rosaceae. The record is from RefSeq and is a predicted model, not a curated record.
UUUCGUUGAUAGUGACAAAAAUGAUCAAGAAGUGGAAGUUCAGCAUGUUGAAGGACCGGUUGGGGUUGCUGGGUGUGGUGGUGGUCUGCUUGCUGAUUCAGAAUCUGGGUUUUUGCUGGGGUUUGAAUGAUGAAGGUUUGGCGCUUUUGAGUUUUAGAGAGAGAGUAGAGAGCGACCCUUUUGGUGCUUUGGCGAACUGGAACGAUGAGGAUGGAGAGGUUGAUCCCUGCUCGUGGUUCGGGGUCCAAUGCUCGGAUGGAAAAGUUGUGGUUUUGAACUUGAAAGAUCUUUGUCUUGGAGGAACGUUAUCACCUGAGCUCGGGAAACUUGUCCACAUAAAGUCUAUUAUUUUGCGCAACAACUCCUUCACGGGGAUCAUUCCUGGAGAGAUCGGCGGGUUGAAGGAAUUGGAAGUGUUAGAUUUAGGAUACAAUAACUUCAGUGGACUGCUUCCAGCUGACCUUGGCAGUAAUUUUUCAUUGGCAAUCCUCCUACUUGACAACAACCGGCUUCUUGGCACCUUAUCUCCUGAAAUUUACUAUCUGGGGUUGCUUUCCGAAUUUCAAGUUGAUGAGAAUCAGCUUUCUGGUGCAGGCAGAGAAGCAUCUUGCAAUGAAAGAUCUAAUUCAUGGAACCUCGCUCAUACUGAACACUUUGUUCAUGGGAGAAUGCUUUCUAUAAAUUUUAGUAGUUUUUUACGACGGGAAUCCAACACAUCACCAUCGCCAAAAGUUGCAGAACAUUCUCAUUCAGUCUCAUCACCACAUACUCCAGCACCUUCCCCACCAUCAAACAACUCAAGUCCACCUUCCGCACCUACCCCAUCUGCUUCUCCACCUUCACUUUCUGCUCCGGUGCCUGCCAUCUCAGGAAAUUCCAAAAGUUUCAUAUCGAAGCAUAAAACCCCAAUAUUAAUUGGAGGCAUAGGUGGUGGUGCUUGUUUUGUUAUAAUUUCAUUCAUCCUUUUGUAUCUCUACAAGACCAACAAGGUAGCUACUGUCAAGCCUUGGGCCACAGGGUUAAGCGGACAGCUACAGAAAGCCUUCGUAACCGGUGUACCAAAUCUUAAGAGAUCAGAGCUUGAAGUGGCAUGUGAAGAUUUCAGUAAUGUAAUAGGUUCUUCACCGAUUGGUACAGUGUACAAAGGAACAUUGUCUAGUGGUGUCGAAAUCGCCGUGGCUUCCCUUGUAGAGCCGUCUGCCAAUUACUGUUGGACCACCAAUUUAGAGUUGCAGUUUAGGAAGAAGAUUGAAAAAUUAUCAAAACUGAGCCACAAGAACUUUGUCAGCCUUAUCGGGUACUGCGAGGAAGAGGAACCUUUCACUAGAAUGAUGGUUUUUGAAUACGCUCCGAAUGGGACACUUUUUGAGCAUUUACACAUAAAAGAAGCUGAGCACUUGGACUGGAGAAUGCGACUGAGAAUCGCAAUGGGCAUGGCCUACUGCCUCGAGUAUAUGCACCAGCUUAACCCGCCUAUAGCUCACAACAACUUGAAUUCAGGAUCCAUCCAGCUAACAGAGGAUUAUGCACCAAAAGUCUCAGAAUUUAGCUUCUCGAACGAGACAGCUGAAGCUGAAAAAGAAUUAUCCAGCAUAGAACUUUUUUCCAUACCAUUAGCAAACAGAGAAAGCAAUGUCUACAGCUUUGGUGUCAUAUUGUUCGAAAUGGUAACUGGCAGACUCCCUUAUGCAGUGGAUAAUGUCUCACUUGAAGACUGGGGUGCGGAUUACUUGAGAGGCGAUCAGCCCCUCAGAGAAAUGGUUGAUCCGAUACUAGAGUCUUUCCACGAAGAGCAACUGGAGCAAAUCGGGGAAGUUAUAAGAUCUUGUGUCCGCCCUGACCCAAAACAAAGACCUCCAAUGAGAGAAGUCACUGCAAGACUGAGAGAAAUUACCGGAGUUACACCCGACGGGGCAUCACCGAAACUCUCACCUCUUUGGUGGGCGGAGCUUGAAGUUAUGUCUCAUGAUGGAAGCUAGAAGAUGAACGCCAAGAUUUGUCUCUACGAACCAUGUGUAAGUCUUCAUCUUCCGUGGGUGGCGAGGCACAAAAAAAUGUGCUUGUAUUUACAGCAGGGGGAUAGAAUUCUACUUGUAUAUAACCUGAGAUAGGGUGGAAAACAUAAUCCUUUUGUUCAGCAGUAAAACUGUAAAAGUAAAACACAACAGUAAAUCAACCUGUCAAUCAGUUUGUUCAUUCAUGUAGGAUGAACUUCAA